Molecule: messenger RNA, 4782 nt
Organism: Thalassophryne amazonica
Lineage: Eukaryota; Metazoa; Chordata; Actinopteri; Batrachoidiformes; Batrachoididae
Product: receptor-type tyrosine-protein phosphatase mu-like
Exons: 36
Coding region: 96-4757 (1553 amino acids)
Biological process (GO): protein dephosphorylation
Cellular component (GO): membrane
Molecular function (GO): protein binding; protein tyrosine phosphatase activity
Source: RefSeq, a predicted model, not a curated record
GGAGGACAGGGAGCGGACACAGAGGAGACCUGCGGCAAAUAACUGCACAAGAGUUGCAGGUUAACCCCGCGGCCGGGGGUUAGCGCCACGCCGACAUGGAUAAAGUUAUCAGCUGGCUGUUCGCCGCCGUCACGCUGCUGCUGUCCACGAGUGGGCAAGUUUACAAAGGCAACUGUAACUUUGAAAAGUCGCUGGCGGCGUGCGAGUACAGUCAAGGCAGAGAAGAUGACCUUGACUGGGAGCAGGCCAACACCAGAGACAAGCCUUCGUCAGAUCCGUGGAUGCCUUCAGGCUCAACUUUCAUGAUGGUGAACACUUCAGGGCGAUUUGCAGGACAGAAGGCCCUGCUGCUGACGCCUCAGCUGAAGGAGAACGACACCCACUGUGUCAUCUUCCACUACUACAUAGGAGGCAGAGACAACAGCCGGCCGGGCCACCUAAACGUCUACAUCAAAGAAAACAACAGUCCCAUGGGGAUGCCUGUUUGGAAUGUGUCCUCUUCAGCAACUCGCACCUGGGGACAGGUAGAGCUGGCCAUCAGCACCUACUGGCCCAGCUUUUACCAGAUUGUGUUUGAAGCUGUCACCUCAGGGCAGCGUGGUUUGCUGGCCAUCAAAGACAUUGUGGUCCAGGGCCAUCAGUGCAUGAACACCCCUCAUUUCCUCACCAUCAAAGGAGUGGAGGUCAAUGCUGGACAGACGGCAUCGUUUCAUUGCACCGUUAAUGGGCGCAAGAGGGACAACUUCCGCCUCUGGCUUCAAGGCAUCGGCGGACGAGAGGCACCCAUGAAAGCCACCAAACCUUGGAACAACCGCCGCUUCAUCGGCACUUUCGAUGUCGAGAACACAACCAAGGGCGACUCGGGCCGCUACCGUUGCAUAGUCCACUCGGACAAAGGGGUUGGAGUGUCCAAUUACGGGGAAUUAACCAUAAAACAGCCCCCUGUGCCCAUUGCGCCUCCUCAACUCACAGCGGUUGGCGCCACCUAUUUGUGGAUUCAGCUGAACGCCAAUUCCAUCAAUGGUGACGGCCCAAUCAUUCACAGGGAGGUAGAGUACCGCACUGUGUCUGGCACCAUGUACGACCUGCAGCCCGUCGACAAGACCACACACAAGAUCGGACACCUGGACCCAGACACGGAGUACGAGAUCAGCGUUCUCUUGACCAGACCUCUGGAGGGAGGCACCGGGGCCCCCGGACCUCCACUGAGGGCCAGGACCAAAUGUGCCGAACCCAUGCACGGUCCACGGAGGCUGGAGGUGGUGGACAUCCAAUCCAAGCAGGUGACGGUGCGCUGGGAGCCACUCGGCUAUAACGUCACCCGCUGCCAUAGCUACAACCUGACCGUUCAGUACCGCUCCAGAGUGGCCGGUAAGGAGGAGACCCGCGAGGAAGUGUGUUAUGACACGCAGAGCCGGGAUCCCCAGCACACGAUCCACAACCUGACUCCCUACACCAACCUCAGUGUCAAGCUGGUGCUGCACAACCAGGAGGGGGUCAAAGAGAGUGGUGAGCUUCAGCUGCAGACCGAUGAGGACGUGCCGGGGGCCGUUCCUCUGGAGUCCAUUCAGGGAAGUGCAUACGAGGAGAAAAUCAUCCUACAGUGGAGAGAACCAGCACAAACCUACGGGAUCAUCACUCAGUAUGAGAUCUCCUACAAGGCGGUGAGCUCUUUUGACCCCGAGCUGGAUCUGUCCAACCAGAGUGGGAAGGUAGUGAAGCUGGGCAACGAGACCACCCACAUGUUCACAGGCCUAUAUCCAGGCUCCACGUACUCCUUCACCCUGCGUGCGAGCACAGCCAAAGGCUACGGUUCCCCCGUCGUCACCCAGUUCACCACCAAGAUUUCAGCUCCAUCCAUGCCGGCGUAUGACCACGAGACCUCGCUGAACCAGACGGACACCACAGUCACCGUGCUGCUUAAACCGGCUCAGAGCAGGGGGGCACCUGUGAGUGCAUAUCAGGUGGUGGUGGAGGAGGAGCGUCCACGCAGAGUGCGCGGCACAGCCGAAAUCCUACGCUGUUACCCAGUUCCCAUCCACUUCCAAAACGCAACUCUCCUCAACUCCCAGUAUUACUUCACCGCGCAGUUCCUUGCUGCCGGCAUCCACUCAGCUCAGCCCUUCACUGUGGGGGACAACAAAACCUACAACGGCUACUGGAAUGCCCCUCUGCUGCCCCAGAAGAGCUACAGCAUCUAUUUCCAGGCUGUCAGCACAGCCAAUGGGGAGACCAAAAUCGACUGUGUUCGAGUGGCCACCAAAGCUGCCAUACUCGUGACUCAGCUCACGACCCCCUACGUCCGCAUUGUCCCAGCGGCCGGUGACAGCCAGCUAACAGGAGCAGCCACUCACAAGCCUGACGCGGUGGAGCCGGAGAAACAAACGGACCACACGGUGAAGAUCGCGGGGGUCAUCGCGGGCAUUCUUCUCUUCAUCAUCAUUUUUUUAGGAGUGGUACUCCUGAUGAAGAAAAGAAGAACCUAUCACUCCUACACUUACUACCUGAAACUGGCCAAGAAGCGCAAAGAGACGCUGAACAGCACGCGGCAGGAAAUGACGGUGAUGGUGAACUCCAUGGACAAGAGCUACACGGAGCAGGGCACGAACUGUGACGAGGCACUCUCCUUCAUGGACACGCACAACCACACACUGACCACCCGCAGUGAGUGUGCACUCACGCUCAACGCCCGCAGCGAGUGCAGCCUCACUCUCAAUGGAAGAGCUGGAUCGUCACCUUCUUCCUUCACGCUGCCCAAAGCCAACACUCUGAGCACCUCCAUUCCCACCAACUCAUACUACCCAGAUCCUUUCGUGCCGACUGCGAUCUUAGUGCCCAUUAAUGGAGCUGCUGCUUGCCACGCCCCCUCUCCCUUCAGAGAGGUGCCAUCUCCCUGUAUCGCUCCUACAGACCAUGUGGAUGAGAGCCAGAACAUGGGCAGUGACACCAGCAGCCUGGUGCAGUCGCACACUCACUCGCUGAGGAAGCGGGAGCCGGUCGACGUCCCAUACCAGACCGGUCAGCUGCACCCGGCCAUCCGUGUGGCCGAUCUCCUCCAGCACAUCACCCAGAUGAAGUGUGCAGAGGGCUACGGCUUCAAGGAGGAGUACGAGAGCUUUUUUGAAGGACAGUCUGCACCCUGGGACUCCGCCAAGAAGGAUGAGAACCGCAUGAAGAACCGAUAUGGGAAUAUUAUUGCAUAUGAUCACUCCCGCGUCAGGCUGCAGGCCCUGGAGGGGGAGCAGAGCUCCGAUUACAUUAAUGCAAAUUACGUUGAUGGCUACCACAGGCCAAAUCACUACAUCGCCACUCAAGGCCCCAUGCAGGAGACGGUCUUUGACUUCUGGAGAAUGGUUUGGCAGGAGAACAUGGCGGCUAUCGUCAUGGUGACCAACCUAGUGGAAGUGGGCAGGGUGAAAUGCUGUAAAUACUGGCCUGACGACACCGAGAUCUACAGAGACAUUAAGGUGACACUGAUCGAGACUGAGCUGCUGUCAGAGUACGUCAUCAGGACCUUUGCUGUAGAGAAGAGAGGGGCUCAUGAGAUCCGGGAAAUUCGACAGUUUCACUUCACUGGCUGGCCUGACCACGGCGUGCCCUACCACGCUACGGGCCUGCUGGGAUUCAUCAGGAGAGUUAAGUCCAAGACACUGACCAACGCUGGGCCCAUGGUGGUUCACUGCAGUGCCGGCGCCGGGCGGACAGGCUGCUUUAUCGUUAUAGACAUCAUGCUGGACAUGGCGGAGAGAGAAGGUGUUGUGGACAUUUACAACUGCGUGAGAGAGCUGCGCUCACGGAGGGUCAACAUGGUCCAGACAGAGGAGCAGUAUGUCUUCAUCCAUGAUGUCAUUUUGGAGGCGUGUCUCUGUGGCGACACCACCAUUCCAGCCAGUCAGCUGCGCUCGGUCUACUACGACAUGAACCGCUUGGACCCACAGACCAACUCCAGCCCCAUUAAGGACGAGUUCAGGACUCUGAACAUGGUGACUCCCACACUGCGAGUGGAAGACUGCAGCAUCGCUCUGCUGCCCAGGAACCACGAGAAGAACCGUUGCAUGGAUGUACUGCCUCCAGAUCGCUGCCUCCCUUUCCUGAUCACCAUCGACGGGGAGAGUUCCAAUUACAUCAACGCCGCCCUCAUGGAUAGCUACAAACAGCCAUCUGCAUUCAUCGUCACCCAGCAUCCUUUGCCAAACACGGUGAAAGACUUCUGGAGAUUGGUGCUGGAUUACCACUGCACAUCUAUAGUCAUGCUCAACGACGUGGACCCAGCCCAGCUGUGCCCACAGUACUGGCCAGAAAACGGAGUGCACCGCCACGGACCCAUCCAGGUGGAGUUUGUCUCUGCUGACUUGGAGGAGGACAUCAUCAGCAGAAUAUUCAGAAUCUACAACGCAGCACGGCCCCAGGACGGCUACCGUAUGGUGCAGCAGUUCCAGUUCCUGGGCUGGCCCAUGUACAGAGACACGCCCAUGUCCAAACGCUCCUUUCUCAAGCUGAUUCGGCAGGUGGACAAGUGGCAGGAGGAGUACGACGGGGGCGAGGGCCGCACUGUGGUCCACUGUCUGAACGGAGGCGGCCGCAGUGGGACGUUUUGUGCCAUCAGCAUCGUGUGUGAGAUGCUCCAACACCAGCACUCCGUGGACGUUUUCCACGCUGUCAAAACACUGAGGAACAACAAACCCAACAUGGUGGAACUACUGGACCAGUACAAAUUUUGCUAUGAAGUGGCACUGGAGUACUUGAACUCUGGGUAAUGAAGAGACUUGACUUUUUGGGGUG